Messenger RNA from Cuculus canorus (common cuckoo), 4240 nucleotides. RefSeq names its product cofilin 2 (gene CFL2). The record is from RefSeq and is a predicted model, not a curated record. Gene Ontology annotation, molecular function: actin filament binding. Gene Ontology annotation, cellular component: actin cytoskeleton; cytoplasm; actin cortical patch. Lineage: Eukaryota; Metazoa; Chordata; Aves; Cuculiformes; Cuculidae. The transcript is spliced from 4 exons. Bases 322 to 771 code for a protein of 149 amino acids. Gene Ontology annotation, biological process: actin filament fragmentation; actin filament severing; cell motility.
GGCUGACACAAUGCAGAAAGCAUUCGUGCCGCCCGGCCGAACCGGGGCCCAGCGGCCGCUCCCGCAUCGCCUGGAAAAAAAAGAAUGAACAACAAAAAAAAACCACCCCGAAGCAAACCUACAGCCGCUUCGCCCGUGGCCCUCCCCUCCUGUCCUCCUCCCGAACGCGUGAUAAGGGAAUGAAAGCCGCUGGAGUAGGACGGCGGUGUGCAUGGUGCUGUAGAACUGCUACCCAGGAUCACAGCUGAAGAUGCUGAGAUCUGCAACAAGGGAGCUUCUGGAGUAACAGUAAAUGAUGAAGUCAUAAAGGUUUUUAAUGACAUGAAAGUAAGGAAAUCUUCAACCCCAGAAGAGAUUAAAAAAAGAAAGAAAGCUGUUCUGUUCUGCUUAAGUGAUGACAAAAAACAAAUAAUUGUAGAAGAGACAAAGCAGAUAUUGGUCGGUGACAUUGGAGAUACCGUGGAAGACCCCUAUACAGCUUUUGUGAAGUUGCUACCAUUGAAUGAUUGCCGAUAUGCUUUGUAUGAUGCCACAUAUGAGACAAAGGAAUCUAAGAAAGAAGACCUGGUAUUUAUAUUCUGGGCUCCUGAAAGUGCACCUUUAAAAAGCAAGAUGAUCUACGCAAGCUCUAAAGAUGCCAUUAAAAAGAAAUUUACAGGUAUUAAGCAUGAGUGGCAAGUAAAUGGUUUGGAUGAUAUUAAGGACCGUUCAACACUUGGAGAGAAAUUGGGAGGCAACGUGGUAGUUUCACUUGAAGGAAAACCCUUAUAAAAAGACAGACAAGUGCCAUCUGGAUCUAAGGAGCUUCCAUUUCUGCAGCUCAUUCAAUUGGAAUAGUAUUAGUCUCCCUGUCCCCUUCCCUCCUCAAAAAAUAAGUCCCUUCCCUAAUGCCCCUGAAGGAGAUGUCAUUGUUAAGCAGUCUACCAGUGAUUGCCAUUAGACUGUUUAAUCCUGAUAGUUUUAUGUAGGAUCCAAGGAAUGCUUUCACGUCAUACUUUUAGCCAAAACUGACGGUGCAGGCAUUCCUUGCAACAUGUACAAUGAAUGUGAUAGUUAAUGUGAAUAGUCUAGCAGACAGCAAAGGGUAAGCUAAUUGAAUGCCUUGAAAGUAUUGUCCACUGGUCAGAUGGCAGACUCUAUACAGUAUUACUUAAAGUUGCACUUGAUUGCAGUUCCAUGAGGCUCUUGUGCAUUCAUACACCUCACCUGCCUUGACAAGCCUAUUUUUGUGACAUGGCAGCACACAACACUAUGCAUUUAAAGCACUUUUUUGUAAUAUGUUUGACCCGCCCCCCCAAAGGAAUGCCAAUUAAGUUGCUGUAACUGUGUCAUCAAAUUAUUGUAGUACCUCAGUUUCAUUCCUGUUACAUGCAUAUCUUUAUAAAUGAAGUAGCUGUUACGAUGCCUUUUGUUUUCUGUUGAAUGUACACUACUGAACAGGAGUAGAAGUUAUCUGUUUAUCAUGUGAGUCUUGAAACACUAAAGUUUUGUAAAACAUCAGUCAUGGUGGCAAUUUCUGUAUUAAAAAGAGCCUUAAAUGGAACAUUGUUUUUUGAGAUCAAAAACUGGCCACGUUGCAAUAAAACUUGUGGCUUAUUACAGAACGUUGCCUUGUUUUCAUUGGAAAAUAUAGUUUUAAAGUAUGUUUAACUUGAGCAUAUUUCAAAUAACUUCAGUGGAAAGUAUUGUAAAGAUAAACAAUCAUUGAUCUCAUCUUGAAUAAUGCAGGCUUUUCAUUCCUAAUUGUGAUUUAGACACUGCUUUACAAUACUUUGUGGCUCUGUUCUGAUCAUUCGAUAAAGGACCUGAUCCUAGUUUACCGUUGAAGAAGCUACCACUACUAGAGACCAUUAGUUCCAUGAGACACUUGUGUCAGAAAUGUAAAAAUACGAAGUAACUAACUACGAACUGUGUUUCAUACCUGAAUGUUCUUAAAGUUCUACAUGUCAGAGUAAAACCUUGCACGAAAUCUUACAGCUCGCUGCCUUUUUCUGUAAGGUGAUGUGUAAUGACAGUUUAUAUGAUAUGCAAAUAUGAGUCCGGUAAAUAAUUUUUGUUUCUGGCGUGUUGCAGCUAAGAUGGACUUGGUACAAGAAGUAGCCCAAGUGAACCAUUCUACUUGUUAGCUUCUAUGUAAAUAGAACUGGAAAGUGUUUGCCACUACCGAGGCUCGCAUUGGGGACGUGUUUUGGCUGGAAGCCAAAUAAUGCUCUCCUUAUAGAGAAUUUGAUCUGCUCUGUGUGAGCAAUCCUCCGUUAGCCAGAGCUAUUUAUGGCAAACACAUGCUUUUGUAUCUUGUCAUCGUUAUCCACAAAUGGCAAAACUGGACUUGAUUCUCCUGGUAUGCAUAAAGGAGCACUGUUAGGCAGCCACUCGCAGCUGAACUGUACAUGCUGCUAGAAGGAAUGCUCUUUAUUAUUACCUUGUUUUAAAAAGUUGAUAGAGUAGAACUGUGGAGCUUUAAAUAUUUAUGCCCUUUAUGUUCAGUCCAUAGCCCAUUUUCAACAAGGAAGUGGAUAAUCACCAACAUAUUUUUUUUCUUGGGUAUUUUUUUUUUUGAUUUUUCUUUUUAAUAGUUUCAAUAACCUAGUGAUACUGUGUUUAGGCUCUCUUGCCCUGUAGAACUUUAAGACUUCGUUUCAGGCUUCUGGCUGUCCCUAUUACUUGCACACCUCAUUGUGUUAGCUGUUCUAUGUAGACUAAACUUUACUAGAAUUUAACUAGAAAGGCAUGAUGACCACUGACUUACUAAGUGUAUUAUUGAGUCCUGGUUUUGUUCUACAAGACUCCUUUCAGGUACCUUUUUCAGGUUGAGAAGUAACUGAUGGUAUGCAUGUUGUCUAGAUUGAAAAAAAAUAAUCUUUUUAUUCCUCAAACUAGUCUCUUUAUUUCUGAUUAUUCACGUUGUGUGUAAAGCCCAGUUUAAAGUAAAGAUCUACUUUGUGCUUUAUGUUUGACUUGAGUUCAGUACAGUAUAGUGAAAUGAUCUUCUAAGUGAUUUUCACAAGGUAUAAAUGGUUUCUUUAGAAAAAGCCAAAACUGAAAAUGUUAGCUUUUAACAAACCAUUUGAAUUUAAUUUUAGACAGUAAACUUUUUUGAAGCAGUACUAUGUUGAAAUUUAUUGUUUGUCUCUGCUGCAAACAGUCUGGAAAAAUGUCUGUGGAUUCUAAGUUGAAUAUUAAAGCUUACUUUUUUUUUUUUUUUCACUAGCUUAGGUGUAUAUUCACUCAGUCCAAGUAGAUAUAAAAUUGAAGCACAAAUUGUAUUUAUUUAAGAUUCCUACCAAAACAAGUGUUGGAUCCAAAAGGAUCAGCCUGCCUUCAGUUUGUUCUUGAAAUGACUGACUGACUGAUGCGAGGUCCAAUUCAGAUGGCUUGCUUAAAAAAAAACAAAACCCAAUAAAGUGCUACAGAACUGUUACUGUUUGAAUUAUAAAACAAACGAGAGACAGCUGGCAUCUGUUCCAAAAUGGUUUGUCAGCUGUUGUUUUCUGUCAUUAUGCAAAAUGGUGAGGGCCUCAUUGUGAUUGAGAAGUGGAGGAAAAUCCUCUCAAGUUAAAUAUCUUCUGUGUAUCUCUGUUUAGAUGUGACUUCGGGAUAUCUUGGCUUCAGUUAUUUUAUUGAUGAAGAAAUGUGAAAUAAAAUUUUCAUGAGAAUAGCUUGUGCAGAAAUGGCAUUUUUCUUCUAAAAACCAGCAGUUGUUUUGUUUGAUUUGGUAAAUCCUGGAAGAGGUAUAGACAUACGGGUUUGAUUUCUCCAAAAAGGGAAAUCUGUCCAAGACUGGGGUGAGUAGGUGAGGUUUAUGCUUGUGGUGGUUUUAGAAAUGCAAAGCUUAAAUUUAUAUGGACUUGAGUGUAAGAAUCACUCCUAGUCAGAUCAUUGCAUGGAUUUUAAGUAUGUUGAGUUAAAACCCGAAGUGUUUCUCAAAGAGGAAAAAUCGUCUGCUGUACUGUUCCCUCAGAAUCAGUAAUGGGAUACAGCAAUUGCCACAAUUUGAUAAUAAGCUUUACUCUCUUAUGCCAAUUCCAGUGUAAACCAAAUUUUCAUGUCUGCUUAUUUUUUAUAAACUUCUGUAAGUUCCCCUUGGUUUGUGGUGACGAGUUAAUGAUUAUAGAGUGAAAACAUGGCACUAAUGGUGGAUGAAAGACCAUCAAUGUAGCACCUGUCUAUAAGUAUUGAAUUUCUUUGAAAUAUUUCUGAUUUUGAAAACCUGUUAUAAAUAAAAUUAAUUUAAAUGUCU